Molecule: messenger RNA, 3302 nt
Organism: Mesocricetus auratus (golden hamster)
Lineage: Eukaryota; Metazoa; Chordata; Mammalia; Rodentia; Cricetidae
Gene: Chaf1a
Product: chromatin assembly factor 1 subunit A
Exons: 14
Coding region: 190-2859 (889 amino acids)
Biological process (GO): nucleosome assembly
Cellular component (GO): CAF-1 complex; nucleus
Source: RefSeq, a predicted model, not a curated record
GACUGUCACGUGACGCGCCCCUGUCCAAUCGGCGCACGGGCCGCGGUGGUUGCCGCGGUUCCCGCCAAAUACGAGCGCGGCGGCCGCGGCGGCAGCAGUAGCGGCACCGGCGGGAGGCGGAGAGCGCAGCGGGGUCGCCUGAGUGAAGUCUGAGCCGCCGCUGCCGCCGCCGCCGCCGCCGCCGCCGCGAUGCUAGAGGAGCCGGAUGCCGCGGCGCCGCGAGCCGCAGCUACGGACUGCAAAGACAGACCCGGGUUCCCAGUGAAGAGGUUGAUACAAGCCCGCCUGCCCUUCAAACGCCUGAACCUUGACCCCAAGGAGAAAGCCAAGGACACGUUACCAAAAGUGUCUGUGGAAGAUAAAGUCCCGGAUCUACAAUUGUCUUUGGAUACUUUGGAAAACCGCUGUCACACAGGUUCUCAUGUAGGCUUGAGUCCGAAGCUGGUCAGUGGCCGGGGCCCCAUUGAUAGCUUCUUGAGGGCCACGAUAAAGCCAGUGCCGAGUGUGGUCAUCAUCGACCUGACCGAAAACUCCAGUGACAUUCCACAUAGCCCAGAGGCCUCCAGUGAACCAAGUCCUGAUGCCCCAGUGGAAGGGGCUGUCAAACAGCAGGGGCCCUCCACAGGGGAGCAGUGUCUCCCAGAGACUUCUUCAGACACUCCUUGUCACAUGAAGGAGGAGCCUGGGAGCCCAGGAGGCCCAGAGAGGACGGGUGACUGUCAGACUGACUCAUUACAGAGCUGUCCUAAGCUGGCUGCAGGUUCCAGGACAUUCCCCAUAAAAGAGCCAUCAGGCUGGAGCAAGGCAGGAGAUCUCCUGUUUAUAGAAAAAGUGCCCAUGGUGGUGCUUGAGGACAUCCUGGCCACUAACCCUCUUGACACUUCUCUUCCCACCAUGUCCCUGGACCAGAGUGUCACUUCAGAUAGUGAAGUGCAGGAGUCCUGCCCUGAAGAUGACUCCACACUGAGCCUCUCCUCCACCAGCUCUUCUUCUCCAACCAACUCUCCUGGGGGACCCUCUGCUCCCCCAGCACAGCUCAGUGGGAACAGUCCCCCCUCCACACCCAUCUGCAAAGUUAACCAGAAACUCGUCAGAGGCUCCACGGCGAAGGGCAGGAGCAAACUACACAGAGACAAAGAACAGCAGAGGGAGGAGAAGGAGAAGCUGAGGGAAGAGACACGGAGAGCCAAGGAGGAGGCUCGGAGAAGGAAGGAGGAGAAGAAGGAGCUGAAGGAGAAGGAGCGGAGGGAGAAGCGGGAGAAGGAUGAGAAGGAGAAGGCGGAGAAGCAGCGGCUCAAGGAAGAGCGACGCAAGGAGCGGCAGGAGGCUCUGGAGGCUAAACUGGAGGAGAAGAGGAAGAAAGAGGAAGAAAAACGAUUACGGGAAGAAGAGAAGCGCAUUAAGGCAGAGAAGGCAGAGAUCACCAGGUUCUUCCAGAAGCCAAAGACUCCGCAGGCCCCCAAGACCCUGGCCGGCUCCUGUGGUAAGUUUGCCCCCUUUGAAAUCAAAGAACACAUGGUGCUGGCUCCACGGUGCCGGGCUACCUUGGACCAGGACCUGUGUGAUCGGCUGGACCAGCUUCUGCAGCAGCAGAGUGGGGCCAACUCCUUCCUCAGCGACCUGAAAGGACGGCGGCCACUGAGGUCGGGACCCACACUUGUCUGCAGCCGCAGCACCAACAUGGACAGGGACGUGGUCAUUGUGGAGAGCAAGGUGGAUGGUGUGCCUGAAAGGAGGAGGUUUGGCCGCAUGAAGCUCCUGCAGUUCUCAGAGAACCACCGGCCAGCAUACUGGGGGACAUGGAACAAGAAGUCUGUAGUCAUCCGCCCCCGUGACCCCUGGGCCCAGGACAAGAGCCUUCUUGACUAUGAGGUGGACAGUGACGAAGAGUGGGAAGAGGAGGAACCUGGGGAGUCCUUGUCCCACAGUGAGGGGGAUGAGGAUGAUGAUAUAGGGGAAGAUGAAGACGAGGACGAUGGUUUCUUUGUGCCCCAUGGGUACCUGUCUGAGGAUGAAGGCGUGACUGAGGAGUGUGCGGACCCCGAGAACCACAAAGUGCGCCAGAAGCUGAAGGCCAAGGAGUGGGAUGAGCUCCUAGCCAAGGGCAAGCGCUUCCGUGUACUGCAGCCUGUGCAAGUGGGGUGUGUAUGGGCAGCCGAGGCAGCCAACUGCGCAAGCUCCGACUUGAAGCUGCUGCAGCAGUUCACCGCAUGCCUGCUGGAUGCAGCACCCUCUGAAGAGCCAGAGCCCAGAGCCUCCAGCUGGGAGAAAAGGGACCAGCAUAUCCUGGCCCAGCUGCUUCCACUGCUGCAUGGCAAUGUGAACGGGAGCAAGGUGAUCAUCCGCGAAUUCCAAGAGCAGUGCCGCCGCGGCCUGCUGAGCCCCACGAGGCCUGCUUCACACCCACAGACAGCUAACCCGGAAGGUACUGUGGCCGUGCCGUCCAAGGCCAGGCUGAAGCGCCUCAUCUCUGAGAACUCGGCCUAUGAGAAGCGGCCCGACUUCCGUAUGUGCUGGUAUGUGCACCCACAGGUGCUCAGGAGCUUUGGCCAGGAGUGCCUGCCUGUGCCCUGCCAGUGGACCUACGUCACCGCCGUGCCCUCAACACCCAGGGAAGACAAUGGCAAUGCUUCCACCGAGGGGCCUGGCCAGGGCACACCCAUGCCAAUCAAGCGGAAGCCAGCAGCCACCAUGUGCAUUACGCAGUUCAUGAAGAAAAGACGGUACGAUGGACAGGUUGGCUCUGGGGACAUGGAUGGCUUCCAGGCAGACACAGAAGAGGACGAGGACGACGACACGGACUGUAUGAUUAUGAGUGUGACAGAGGCUCCCAUGCCUGAACCCACACCUUGCAAGUGACAGAUGUCAAGUUGAAAGACCUGGGGAAAAGUGACCUGGAAUGCAGGUGCCUGGAGCGCAAGGCUGGUGUAUGGCAUGGCCUGGGCAGUGGCAGCCAUGCCUCCCCUCAGCCUCGUAGAGCUGCUGAGGGAGAUGGAGAUGGGCGCUAGCAACAGCCUGCCAUGUGGCGCUGUGCAGCCACCAGACUUGAGCCUCCUGCUGACUCCCAUGUAAAGAGCACUUUGUCCACACCCCAUGGUGUGGAGCCUACAGGAGGCCUGAGCAGUUACUCUCAACUGUAAAGCCCCAGCCAGGCCUGUGUGCUGAUCUCCCCUUCUUAGUUAAGCAUUAUCCCAGCUGAUCAACAGGUGCCUGCUGUGGUCAAACACCUGCUAAUGAAUUGUGCAGGGACGGUGAGGCGGGCCCUGAACAAACAUGAACACGUAUAAACACACUCUACCCGA